Parus major (Great Tit) is the source of this 3334-nucleotide messenger RNA. It is a transcript of the gene FIRRM, whose product is annotated as chromosome 8 C1orf112 homolog. The record is from RefSeq and is a predicted model, not a curated record. The transcript has 24 exons. NCBI's taxonomy places the organism in Eukaryota, Metazoa, Chordata, Aves, Passeriformes, Paridae. The coding region runs from base 743 to 3253 and encodes 836 amino acids.
GGCGGACCCCGAGCUGCUCCUGCGGGAGCUGGGCGGCUGGGACUGCGAGCUGUGCCGCCGGGAGCUGCCCGCCGUGCUGCCCCGGCUGCUUAUAUCCUUCCCAGCAGGGCUUUUGGGUGGCUGCGGGAAAGGCACAGGAGUGGUGGUGGUGAUGGGGGGUGUGUGUGUGCAUCCUUCAGAGUUCCGCGGUUCAAGCAGCUGCGUGUGAGGGAGGGCGGUGGGACCUUUGUGAGGGGCUGGGAGUUUUGCUGGAGACGGGUACUGCCUUUCUCUGGAAUAAAAGAUUCAUAGAAUCUAGAAAAUCUCAUGUGGUUCAUUUAGCACUGUAGGUAACUCCCCGACACACCUCUUCCCCCCUCUUCCACCAGAACAAAACAAAAGAAACCAAACCCUCUAAAAAAACCCCAAACCACAGACCACCCAAAAAAAAACCCAGCCCCCAAAAAACAGCAAAAAAACCCUCAAGACUUGCUCUCUAAUACAUUUUGGAAAUACUUUGUUGAUCCCGCGGGUGCUCUUGCAUUGGUUAUGGAGCAUCCCCAUCAAUUUCAUGCCUACAUAGGACAGUGUUAGAAGUCACUGUGGCUUCUGCAGGUGCUUUAAAGAUAGCCUUUAUAGCAGAACAAGUUUGAUUUUCUUUAACGAUUUUACUCAAUGUAUCAAGAGUCUGAAGACUGGACUGAGCAUAUUCGUAUUUUGAGGAUCUUGAUUGAAAUGUUUUUGCCACAUAUCAGCCUUGAAGAUGUGGAACAAAUUUUUUUCUCAAAAGUAUUACCUAAGUUUUGCUGUGUUCUGCCAGACUCUACAGUUCUUUGAUAACCUGAUGUGUGAAUUAUCCAGCAAGGCCAAAGGACUGACCAGCCAGAGUACAGAAUUGUGCAGCACUGUAAGGAAUCUGCUACAGACCGUGGUGCAGCUGCUGGAGACGCUGACGGGCUGCGUGCGCUACCUGUGCUCAGUGCAGGAGCUGUCCCUGCAGAGCAUCCACUCCCUCCCUUUCUCCGUCCUCUGUGUGGUAAAGAGCACCUUCACACACUGCAAGGACAGUGAAUCACUGUACUAUGGGCACCUACACUUAAUUUCUGACCUCCUACAAUCCGUGUUCAAGGAAGCUUACUCGCUACAGAAACAGCUGAUGGAACUGGUUGAUCUGAUUUCCAUAGACUCUGCUUCCACUGAAGAUGAGAUCACCUAUAUGGUGUCAGUAAUCCACACUGUGCUGGAGAUCUGCUCUGUCAUUUCCAAUAUGGACCACGCUCUUCAUGCCAAUACAUGGAAGUUCAUAAUCAAACAAAGCCUGAAGCAUCACUCUCUGCUGCAGUGCCACCUGAAGCACAGUGACAUCCUUGGUGGCCUGUGCAAGGACACUCUUCUUUCUUUUGACUCCUGUUUGCAGCUGGCUGAGCAAAUGAAGGUGUCAGAGAUACAGGAAGGCACUGACUUGAGGCUGUUCCAGAAGACAGUGAAACUGUGCAGGUUCUUUGCUAACUCCCUUGUACACUACACCAAGGAAUUUCUUGCCUGCUUCUCUGAUUCCUGUUCUCAGUUACAUCAGCUCUUUCUUCAGAUAUACAGCAAAUUUCCUCCCAGUCUUUAUGCUCCAGAGAUGUUUGAAGUUCAUCAAGAUGAAAUAUCCCAGGUUUUUCUUGUGGCUCUGGACCCUCUCAUGACCCAGCUCCUUCCCUUUAGUCCUUUCAUGGAACAAGUGUUAAGUGAAAAUUUAGGUCUCCCUCCUGAGCAGCAGCUGCCCCAGUGUCUCCUCCUGCUUACCAUAAUGGACAAGCUGUCCUCUCAGCCUGAAGAAGUGCAAACUCUUUGGAACACAGGAAAAAGCCUGUCCUUGUUUUCAGCUCUCUUCCUCAGUUUCCAGCAAUGUUGUGGGGAGCUUUCUCUCCCUGUCUGUUUGCCACAGGUGGUCAGUAGUGGACAGCCAGCAGUUCCCAUCACCCUCUAUCACUAUGUCUGUGUCCACCUGUGCUCCUUCAUUGCUUCCACACUCCCAUCACACUUCCCUCAGCUGGAGCGUGCCCUGCUGGAUGCUGUGCUGGGUUCCAGCAUGAUCACAUCUCUGCUAGCAAUGGACUCGUGGUGCUUCCUUGCCCGGUAUGGAACAGCUGAGCUGUGUGCUCACCACGUUAAUGUGAUUGCCCACCUGGUAAAGGCUUGGCCCAGUGACUGCUGCCAGGUCUCUGCCCUGGGUGUGCUGCUGAGGCGAAUGCUGUUCCUGAUGGCUCCAGAGCAUCAGGUAGAAUUUGCUCAUAAGUUUCCUCCUGAAGAGGUGGAGAACUUGGCUGUGUGGCAGCACUUGUCCCUGAGAGCCCUGAAUCCUGACCUUAGGGCACAAGUGGCAUCUCAGCUGUGCUCAGCAGGGCUGGCACAGUGCCAGCAGUGGCUGAACAGCAGCCGUGCCUUGGGAGGGCUCCCACCCGUGAACACCGCCCUUUCUGUCCUGCUGGCUGCCUGCAGUUCUGCUGAUGCCACUCUGGAGGCAGAACUUAAGACAUCUGUCUUGGCUGUGCUCAGUCAGUUCUGGUCUUUUCUCCAGGCUAAGCAGGUCUCAGAUGAGCCACGUCUCCAGAAGACACUGUGUUUAUUACUUCACCUUUUGGAAUUUUUCAUCCAAGCAUUAGAUGCUCAACUGAUGACCCAGGUAUUUGCACUGCAGUCAUCCCUGCUCCAGCUGCAUCCCCCAGAUCAUGUCCGUCUGGCAAUGGUGGAUUUUCUGUCUUCCAUGGGAAAGGUGUUUAUUCCACAAGAAGCACAGAGGCAGGUUGUGCCCCAGCUGUCCUGUCUGUUUGCCUCUCUGCUGGCUGACCAGAGCUGGCUGAUUCACCAGCACACACUGGAGGCAUUCACACGUUUUGCAGAGGAAACAAGACAUGAAGAUGUUGUUCCUUGGUGCCUUAAUUCUGAAGAAGCUAAGAACAAAGUUGUUAAUUUUCUGGCUAGGGUAAGGCAGGUGGAAGAGACAAGAGAAGCACGAACAGAACGCCUGAAGCAAGAAAGGAUUACCUGGAGUGCACAGGUUUUGAAAGUGGAUGGAGAAUUGGAGUCAACAGGAGAGCCUGUGGCCAAAAGAGCCUGUCACCCCCCCUCUGAGGAGCAGUACAAGGCAGCAGUAGGCACGAUGGAGGGGGCAGUGGAGGCUGUGAAGCUGCUGCUCCAGAAAGGGUCCCCACCAAGCUGGCUUGCAGUGAAGCUGGAGGCUCUGCACACAGCCAUAGCCACCCUCAGGGACAGCUUGCGAGCCUGAUGAUGCUGCCAGAGGUACCUACCCUGUCAUGGAGGAAGAUGAGUGCCAGCAACACAUCGUAGAUCCCUGCACAGAUUUCUG